AUGGAAGCGAAGAUUUCCCGGAAAUCAGCAGUUGCCUCUUCUCCCGAAGUGGAAGGCGCGGCCCGGGCCCAAAUACAGCAACUUCUCUACCAACCUUUCUCAAGUACUCUUGCACCAGACAGUAUCAUGAAUGUAGUUGAGGAGAGCACGGUUGGUUUCGUCAUUGGAGAGGUUGAGCUCGGUCACGUCAAGGAAGCGGUUGAGUUGCCGAAGCAGUGGGGAAACAGCUUCCUCCACAAAUUACGGUACGCCUGGGCCAGCUCGUACCGUAAAACUUUCGCGUUGAUCUUCACGGUCAACCUCGCAGUCUUCGUUGCGCUCGUCGCGACCGCAGAAAAUGGCCGGCCUAAACAUCGCGAUAUCGGGACCGCGGCAUCAGCGAACCUCGUGGCAGCGAUUUUGUUCCGCCAGGAGAACUUUCUCAACAUCCUGUAUGAAGUCUUUGCACGAGCGCCUCACUCCUGGCCGCUGUGCAUCCGGAAGCGACUCGCAAAGGUGUUCCACUAUGGCGGCGUGCAUUCCAGCUGUGGCGUUGCUGCUGUUAUAUGGUAUAUCCUGUACACCGUUGAAGCCACGAUCCUUCUGAUUGAAGACAAGAACGCGCAUAGCGACAUCCUGGCCAAUAUGGUUACAUCUUGGGUCCUAGUCACCAUGUUCAUUGUAGUUCUCGUAGGCGCGCACCCGUCUUUCCGGAGAAGGUACCAUGACUACUUUGAAGCAUUUCAUCGCUUCGCCGGAUGGACAGCGCUGGUAAACUUCUGGGUCCACAAUGUCUUCUCAGCUGCCAUCACGGCGCGCGAGACCGGCAAUACUACUGGCAUGGCGCUGCUGGAGACACCCUCUUUCUGGACAAUCCUGAUCUCAACAGGUUGCACGCUCCUCUCCUGGUCGCGACUGCGGCUCCGUAAGGUAUAUCCGGAGAAACUCUCAAACCAUGCCACGCGGCUGCAUUUCCGCUAUGCCGGUAUGCCUUGUUUCUAUGGCGUCAAACUCUCUGACCGCCCACUCCUGGAAUGGCACGCAUUCGCAACCAUACCCGAUGUCGACGAGGCAACAGGCACGACGACCGGUUUCAGCGUUGUCGUCAGCAAUGCCGGCGACUGGACGAACAAGCAGAUCAUGGAUUCCGGCGAGCGGAAACUCUGGAUCCGUGGGAACCCUCUGCACGGGCUACUCUACACAUCUCGUCUCUUCAAGAAGAUCGUCCUUGUCGCCACAGGCUCCGGCAUCGGCCCUUGUCUGAGUCUCAUGCACGCCAAUAUCACUCCGACCCGAAUAUACUGGAGUACUCGUGAUCCUCAGAAGAACUACGGUGACGCUGUAGUCCAUGCGGUGAGGAAGGCCGACCCACGAGCUGUGAUAUGGAAUACGAGUACUCAGGGCCGGGGUAUAAUGAUACAAAGCGUGUACGAAUUGGUGAAAGAGAGCGACGCCGAAGCUGUUUUCAUCAUCAGUAAUCCCAAAGUAACGGAUUUGGUCGUGUUCGGUAUGCAAAGUCGCGGCGUUCCGGCGUAUGGUGCGAUAUUCGACUCUUAGGAUGAUUGGUUUGAGCCUCUCCCUUUUUUUC
This is a messenger RNA of Paraphaeosphaeria sporulosa, 1567 nucleotides long. RefSeq lists its product as uncharacterized. The transcript is spliced from 2 exons. The record is from RefSeq and is a predicted model, not a curated record. Bases 1 to 1536 code for a protein of 511 amino acids. NCBI's taxonomy places the organism in Eukaryota, Fungi, Ascomycota, Dothideomycetes, Pleosporales, Didymosphaeriaceae.